AUUUGGUGACCCACGUGUGACCCACGUGCGACCUCCCCCACCACGAGCGGCUCCAUGGCGGCGGCGGCGGUGGUAGGGGCGGCGGCCUCUCGGCGCGGGGUCUCCUUGGCCACCGCUUUUCCCCGCCUCGCCUCCACGCUUUCCGCGAGCACCGCUGAGGUCUCUACGGGAGCCUCUCGUCCUCCCUCUCGCGUCCGUCCUACCCCCGCUCUUCCCCGCCUGGCCUCGCUGACAACUUUGACCCCCCCGAAGAUCUCGACAAUUUGUCCGACGCCUCGCUCCACAGUCCCCUCCUCUGGGGGUUCUGCGAUCACUGCGUUCGUCUCCGGGGUCGGCCCAAGUCCGUUUUUGCGCAGUCCUUCCUCGGUUGUACCCCCUCGGGGGGUUUCUACGAGCACCCCGAGCGUCCCCUCGCGUGCCUUUGCAAGCGGAGCCCGUGGUGAUGACGAGGAGGAUGAGGCGACGAGCGGCGGCAGGAGGAGGAGGAAGAAGAGGUGGGAUCCGACCGCGACAGAGUCUGGCGAGGACAUGGAUGAGCAGCAACAACAGCAGCACUUGUCUGAGAUGAAAGCCAUGCUGGAUCCCAGAGCGCAUGUGGCGGGGGACAUCGUGGGGAUGCCUCUGGACGUUCUGGUCGCUGCUCUGCAUCAAGAGAAUGGACGUGACCUCUGUGUCAUUAAUGUUCCGCCAGAGCUCAACUACGUGGACUACUUUGUGGUUGUCACCGGGAGCUCAACGCGGCACCUGCGCGCCAUGGCCGAAUACACGCACAGCUUGUACAAAUAUCUGAAAAUGACAGAGUAUGAACAUGUACGCAUAGAAGGCCACAACACUGACGACUGGAUGUGUAUAGACUUUGGUAACAUUGUCGUUCACUUCAUGUUGGAGGAUGUGCGUGAGCGCUUGGAGUUGGAGAAGCUUUGGACUUUACGCGAGGACGAUGAUCAGUUGUCGAGCAUCCCAUGCGAAACCUUCCCGCUGGAGUUUGUCGGAGACCCUACCGAGUUCUUUAAGCAAGAGGUGCUCGCAAAGAAGACCACCCCACAUGCUCCCUUGGGGUGAAUGAACAAAAGUUGAAUUUGUGAAUUUUGCCAAGAAUAUGUAACAUUUGUUCAUGCCAGCCUUGUGGCACCGUUGUAAGUUCUGUUAUAUAUUAUUUGCGAAAUAAACGUUUCCCGUUUUUAGUUUCUU
Molecule: messenger RNA, 1191 nt
Organism: Petromyzon marinus (sea lamprey)
Lineage: Eukaryota; Metazoa; Chordata; Hyperoartia; Petromyzontiformes; Petromyzontidae
Gene: MALSU1
Product: mitochondrial assembly of ribosomal large subunit 1
Biological process (GO): negative regulation of ribosome biogenesis; negative regulation of translation
Cellular component (GO): mitochondrion
Molecular function (GO): ribosomal large subunit binding
Source: RefSeq, a predicted model, not a curated record